Messenger RNA from Pipistrellus nathusii (Nathusius's pipistrelle), 531 nucleotides. Lineage: Eukaryota; Metazoa; Chordata; Mammalia; Chiroptera; Vespertilionidae. The record is from the annotation of a GenBank genome assembly.
AUGCCCUCCCCUCCUCUGGGGUCCUCCUUGUCCUGUCUGAGCCCCGACUCAUCUUCCUCCCCCCGAAGCCCCUGGCCGGCCUCGGGCUCUGGGCCCGACGGCCGCCCGCGGGUCACCUUGCUGCCGCCCCUCCUCAGCGACCAGGCCCAGCGCGUGCCUGCAAUGGGCGCCUUCCACCUCUUCUGCCAGGCCACAGGUCCCGCGGACGUGCACGUUGUCUGGGAGAAGAACGGGCGGGAGCUGGAGGCGUGUGUGCCCGUGCAGACCCUCGCGCUGCCGGGCGGCGGGGCCCACGUGCGCAGCUGGCUGCAGGACGCCGUGCGGGAGAGCGCCGAGUACCGCUGCUCCGUCCGCUCCUCGACCGGGAGCCAGGCCUCCGGCGUGCGGGUCACCGUGCUGGAGCCCGAGGUGACCCCCCAGGAGAAGUGGACCAGAGAGCUGGCCACCUGGAGGGCUGUGGCCGGGGAGCACGGCCGCCUGAUGCAGAGCUGGAGGAAGGCGUGGGAGAGCUGUAACAAGGACACCUUUUAG